Molecule: messenger RNA, 800 nt
Organism: Caenorhabditis sp. 36 PRJEB53466
Lineage: Eukaryota; Metazoa; Nematoda; Chromadorea; Rhabditida; Rhabditidae
Source: the annotation of a GenBank genome assembly
AUGAUAUUCUGCACCACAAACAUGCGAUUCUGCAUCUUCUACUUUGUCUGGGGACUCAUGGCCUCUUCCGUUAUAGUCUCAAUUUUCACCACUGGAAUCUUCCCUAUAGUUGAAGGUGAUUGCUAGCUGUGCUAAUCAUUUUCAUCGAUCCUAUAAUUUCAGAUUCGAUGAUCCUGUACAAAACCCCAAUUAGCGGGCCUUCUUUCGACUGUGUAAUCAACGAAACCACAUUGGGAAGCGAGUUCCAGAAAGCCGACAACUUCUACACCUACCCCAUUGCGGUCCCCGCGUUUAUCGUCAACUUCAUGCUUCUGUUCAGAAUUUUUGGAUCCAGGUUGGUCAUUAAUCGAGACCGUUUCCUAUUCUCUUUUUAGGUUCAUCAACUGGCACAUGUCAACGUUCGCGUUCUUCUGUAUCUUUGUUUACCCGCUCCGGUUUGCCUUCCUAGGCAUGCAAACUUUUGAGUUCACCAAAAUUGGCGGCGGUAAGGCACUCACUAUUUCAUAUAUUUUUUAUGCUUUGCAAAUGCAAUCUCUUCAGACUACUACUUCCUGCUCCUUCUCGAUCCGGCCCUCUACAACUGCAACCUGUUCUCCGGAUUCGUCGACGCCGUUUUCUUCAUGCACAUCCGCUUCUUCCUGCUUGCCGUAGACUACUUCUCCUUCCACAUGAUGAUUCUCACGGUGCCGCUCUUCUACGUGAGCGACAAGAUUGACGGCAAAAUGAUCCGCUACGGAGAGUGCAGCAAGAUGGACGGAUACUCGCAGAAAGUCGCGCAUCUUCUUUACUCUAAGGUCUAA